Messenger RNA from Papaver somniferum (opium poppy), 2009 nucleotides. Its product is annotated as histone deacetylase 6-like. The transcript has 6 exons. Bases 189 to 1649 code for a protein of 486 amino acids. The record is from RefSeq and is a predicted model, not a curated record. Lineage: Eukaryota; Viridiplantae; Streptophyta; Magnoliopsida; Ranunculales; Papaveraceae. Gene Ontology annotation, molecular function: histone deacetylase activity.
CCGUAUGGGAGUUGCCCCAAAUCUCUAUGAAAAUCAACCGGCAAAGAAAAGAUUGCGAUUUAAAAUAAGAAAUUAGGGCUUGAUCACCGAUUUCGUUGGUCACCAAUUCGGUCAGGCGAAGUCUACUAAUACCUUACAAGGACAUUAGAAAGCGAGCGAGCUCUGAGAGACGAGAGAGAGAGAGAGAGAUGGAAGAAGAUUUAUCAGGAAAUGCACUUCAAACUUCAGGAACCGAUGGAAAAAAACGUAGGGUUUCAUAUUUCUACGAACCAACAAUAGGUGAUUAUUAUUACGGACAAGGUCAUCCGAUGAAACCACAUAGAAUUCGUAUGGCACAUAGUUUAGUUGUUCAUUAUGGUCUUCAUCGUUUAAUGGAAAUCAAUACUCCAUAUCCUGCUACACCUCAAGACAUAAGAAAAUUUCACUCAGAUGAUUAUGUUGAGUUUUUAUCAUCUGUUAGUCCUGAGACUUUACAUGAUCAUACUCAUUCUAGACAUCUGAAAAGAUUUAAUGUUGGUGAAGAUUGUCCUGUAUUUGAGGGUUUAUUUGAGUUUUGUCAAGCUUCUGCCGGUGGUUCCAUGGGAGCUGCUGCUAAAUUAAAUAGAGGGGAUGCCGAUAUUGCGCUGAAUUGGGCUGGGGGGUUACAUCAUGCUAAAAAAUGUGAAGCUUCUGGGUUUUGUUAUGUUAAUGAUAUUGUGUUGGGGAUUCUUGAAUUGCUCAAGAAUCAUAAGCGAGUUUUGUAUAUAGAUAUUGAUGUACACCAUGGAGAUGGAGUAGAGGAGGCAUUUUUCACUACGGAUAGAGUCAUGACUGUCUCAUUUCAUAAGUUUGGGGACUAUUUUCCUGGAACUGGGCAUAUUAAGGACAUUGGUGUGGGUGGUGGAAAGUAUUAUGCGCUCAACGUACCUCUUAAUGAUGGUAUUGAUGAUGAGAGCUUUCGUGGAUUAUUUCGUCCUAUUAUCCAGAAAGUAAUGGAAGUUUAUCAGCCGGAAGCAGUUGUUCUUCAAUGUGGUGCAGAUUCCUUAUCAGGUGAUAGGUUGGGUUGUUUCAAUCUAUCUGUAAAGGGUCAUGCAGACUGCCUAAGAUAUCUUAGAUCCUUCAACGUACCUUUAAUGGUCUUAGGAGGCGGAGGCUAUACAAUUCGUAAUGUUGCCCGCUGUUGGUGCUAUGAGACAGCAGUUGCAGUCGGAGUGGAGCCUGAUAACAAGUUGCCUUACAACGAAUAUUACGAGUACUUUGGUCCAGACUAUACUCUUCAUGUCGACACAAGCAACAUGGAGAAUCAAAACACACCUAGAGAUAUGGAGAAAAUAAGGACCUUACUGUUGGACCAACUUUCAAAGAUACAACAUGCUCCAAGUGUACAAUUUCAAGCAAGACCACCCAACACGGAACCCCCAGAAGAGGAAGAGGAGGAUAUGGAUGAAAGACCGAAAUGCCGAAUUUGGGAUGGUGAAUGCUCUGGGUCUGAUUCUGAAGAAGAACGAAAGCCUGGAAUUAAUGAUUCUGGCACAGACGGCCAACUAAACCUUGAUUCGAGAAUCAUUAAAGAUGAAGUCAUGGAUGAAAGUGCCCCACCUAGAGUAAAAGAUGAAGUCAUGGACGAAAGCCCCCCUGCUCAAGUGAAAGAAGAAGCUCCUUCUCACUAAAUUAAGGAGUACAACUGAAAGAUUCCCUUGGAUGUUAGAUUUUGGGGUAUGAUAUAUGUUACCAUGGCCACAAAGAGUGCAGCUUUGUUCUUCAAUCUUGAUAUAUGUCACCAUGGGCACAAAGAUGCAACCUGGAUACCUUAGCUCCAGUUAUAUUAUUCCCACUUUUCUCACCCUUACAAAGGGAAAGUGAAGACAAAAACUCUCUACAAAAGUGAAAGUAGGAUUCAGAAUUACAUAUUAUCAGGUUACAUUUGGUAUCUUCAUCUUCUUUUUUAUUGUUUAUUCGUAAUUUGUAACAGUUGUAAACUGUGUAGGAAAGGAAUGGAGCCAAGAAAUGAGUUUUUAGGUUUUCAAUCA